Molecule: messenger RNA, 883 nt
Organism: Drosophila persimilis
Lineage: Eukaryota; Metazoa; Arthropoda; Insecta; Diptera; Drosophilidae
Gene: miple2
Exons: 4
Coding region: 23-883 (286 amino acids)
Biological process (GO): mesoderm morphogenesis
Cellular component (GO): extracellular region
Molecular function (GO): growth factor activity; heparin binding
Source: RefSeq, a predicted model, not a curated record
UUUCAGACUUUGAAAGCAAGCAAUGAAUCUCAUAGUUACAUCUGCGUCCGCACUAACGGUGCUGAAUUUUGUGCUGCUGGUGCUGGCGGAUAUCCCCUCAUUGAUUAAUGGCGAAGAGGUCUCUGAUGGCGUGCGCCUGGUGAUGAAGACUCGCUCCGGCGAUACGCUUGUCCGGGCGGCCCGUGGGGCACUGCCGGAGGAGACAGUCUCUCCCGCAACCAAUGUGGAUGGCCAGCGCAUGAGAAACAACCGUAAAUCGAACAGAUCGCAGGAUAAUUUGCAACAAGCCGGCGGCCACAAGUCCAGGACGGGCCACAAGAAGCAUGCGGUCGCGGAGAAUGUCAGUGCAGUCGCUCAGCACCCGGCGCAGCCGAAGCACAAGCAAGGCCACAAAAAUAGUGACAAGCAGCAGCGGCAGGUAAUAAAGCAACAACAGCAUGGACAUCAGUCCCAUCCAGGGGGCAAACGGCCAGGACCCAAGGCAAAGGCUUCCGAAACUGCGUCCACUUGCCGGUAUGCGAAGAGCGCCUGGUCGAACUGCGAUGCCAAGUCCAACAUGCGCACUCGAAUUCUGUCUCUGAAGAAAGGGGAGCAGAACUGCCUGCCAACACGAACCAUACAGAAGAAGUGCAAGAAAGGAUGUCGAUAUGAGAAGGGCACUUGGACACCGUGCACCGCUGGACAAAUGACGCGCGAGGAUAAGUUGCAGGCAGAGGGAGUCGGGGCCAGCGAUCAGAACUGUGAUCCAGUGCGUACCGUCAACAAAAAGUGCAAGGGAACUGGCAGCUCGCCUGAAGGAAAGCACCACGGCCCGAACCGAGCCGCAAAGGAGCGCAAACAGAAGGAUAAAGGCACUCCUCGUCGCACUGCACCGCAGGAGUAG